AUGGAAGAUGCUUUGAGCAAGCUCUCAGGUUUCAUCGGAAGUCCGUCGGAAAUGGACCACCGGUUACUUCCAAAUAUUGCCACCGGCACUGCCACCUUUCAAAAGCGAUGCAACACAAACACAACACCCACAGCCCCCGCCGCCAAGAGGGCGACGGUGAAAGACAACAACGGUGGCAUGAAGUAUCGUGGUGUUCGUCGCCGCCCCUGGGGGCGGUACGCGGCGGAGAUUCGUGACCCGCAGACGAAAGAGCGGCGGUGGCUCGGAACCUUCGACACCGCCGAGGAAGCCGCUGUUGCGUACGACUCUGCUGCCCGUGCCAUGCGUGGAAACAAGGCAAGAACCAACUUUUUCUACCCUCCUCCGUUGCCGGAGUUUCUUAUUCCGGCCGCCACCACCACCACCACCACCAUGGCAAUCAAUCACGACGACUACAAAGACUUUUUUCCGACGGAGCCCGAUGACUCAGGUUUACUUGAUGAAGUACUAACUGGGUUUUACCCGAAACCUAAUAAGAAAUCUGGAUCCGAACCCUUUUCGCCAUUGAUGACCACUAAUUCUGUACCGAAAACGGUUGAAUCGAAUAACCCAAUUGAGGGUUUCUUGAUUAAAAACCAGCAAUUUGAGAUGGAUCAGAGGUUGAAUGGCGUUGGAUGGAUGGGAUUUUAUGGUGAUCAAAUGGAAGCAUUUGGGAUUCAAGAAAGCAUUUUUGAUGAUACGUUCGCUAAUCACUCAGAAACUGUUUCUUUUCUUAGAGCAUGA
This is a messenger RNA of Cynara cardunculus var. scolymus (artichoke), 762 nucleotides long. RefSeq names its product ethylene-responsive transcription factor 11-like. The record is from RefSeq and is a predicted model, not a curated record. Lineage: Eukaryota; Viridiplantae; Streptophyta; Magnoliopsida; Asterales; Asteraceae. Gene Ontology annotation, biological process: regulation of DNA-templated transcription. The coding region runs from base 1 to 762 and encodes 253 amino acids. Gene Ontology annotation, molecular function: DNA-binding transcription factor activity; DNA binding. The transcript is spliced from 2 exons.